AUGGUCAAAGAAAAGAAGGCAAUAAGCGUCGUGUUCAAACAAGCCUUGGGGCUGGAAAGCCAAUUUCUAGCCCCCAAGUUAUACGAGGGUGUACUUUGUGUAGCAAUGCCCUGGCUGACGGAUCUACAUCGUCGUGCAUCUCAGCUGAAAGCAGAUCCCGACAAGAGGUCCCCGAUGAUGAUGCGUCUCGCUGUGAUGGGCUCGUUCUGUGUUGGUGGCUCGGCCUUGCCGACAGGGCUGCAAGAUGCAGAUGUGCCCGUGAAAGGCAUUUUGCAUGUCUUUCAGCUGGGAAGUUGCCGCCACGACCCCGCAUUGCUCUGGAGGACGAUAACAACAUGA
Messenger RNA from Aspergillus heteromorphus CBS 117.55, 339 nucleotides. RefSeq lists its product as uncharacterized. The record is from RefSeq and is a predicted model, not a curated record. NCBI's taxonomy places the organism in Eukaryota, Fungi, Ascomycota, Eurotiomycetes, Eurotiales, Aspergillaceae. The transcript is spliced from 3 exons. The coding region runs from base 1 to 339 and encodes 112 amino acids.